This is a messenger RNA of Cariama cristata (Red-legged seriema), 1572 nucleotides long. It is a transcript of the gene ENTPD5, whose product is annotated as ectonucleoside triphosphate diphosphohydrolase 5. Gene Ontology annotation, biological process: nucleoside diphosphate catabolic process. Gene Ontology annotation, cellular component: membrane. Lineage: Eukaryota; Metazoa; Chordata; Aves; Cariamiformes; Cariamidae. The record is from RefSeq and is a predicted model, not a curated record. Gene Ontology annotation, molecular function: UDP phosphatase activity; GDP phosphatase activity. The transcript is spliced from 14 exons. Bases 1 to 1521 code for a protein of 506 amino acids.
AUGCAGCAUCCCAGUAUUUAUGGAUCAUACAGUCUGUGUAGCUCCCAAAUCUUUGUAUUGGAUAUGCUUCAGGUUUUUGGUUUAGCGUCUAAAAUCUACCUUAUACAGAUGGUAUUUACAUGUGUUUCUCUGUGUUGGGAAAUGAAUGUUCUGCCCUGUGUCACUGAACUCAGGACCUACUGCAGCUCUGUGAUUGCUGAUCCAUGCUUGACUGCCUCAAGGGAUCCUGGCAAAAUGGCAUCUUCCAGACUUCCCAUCCUUCUAGUAUUUGCAUUUUCCUCUUUGUCCUUUGUUCUUUCCCAUUCAAACAGGGAGAUGUGGUUUCAGGAUUUCUUUCCACCUAAUGUGUGCCCUAUAAAUGCCAAAGCCAACACUUUUUAUGGCAUAAUGUUUGAUGCAGGGAGCACUGGAACCCGGAUUCACAUUUACACCUUUGUGCAGAAGAACCCAGAAAACCUUCCAGAGUUGGAAGGGGAAAUCUUUGAGUCUGUGAAGCCCGGUCUUUCUGCAUAUGCUGAUCAGCCUGAAAAGGGUGCUGAAACUGUCAAAAGAUUGCUGGACAUGGCCAUAGAUGCUGUGCCACCUCAUCUCUGGAAGAAGACUCCAGUAGUGUUAAAAGCCACAGCUGGACUGCGCUUGAUGUCAGAGGAGAAAGCUCAGGCUCUGCUUUUAGAGGUGAAAGAAGUCUUUGAGGAAUCACCAUUUCUUGUUCCAGAAGACAGUGUUAGCAUCAUGGACGGAACUUAUGAAGGAAUUUUAGCGUGGAUCACUGUGAACUUUUUGACAGGGCAGCUGUCUGGCCAGAACCAGCAUACUGUUGGGACUCUGGACUUGGGAGGAGCCUCAACCCAAAUCACAUUCCUGCCACGUUUUGAGGAAACUUUGAAGGAAACCCCUGGUGAUUUUCUUACCUCAUUUGAUAUGUUUAAUAGCACCUACAAGCUCUAUACCCACAGCUAUUUGGGGUUUGGACUAAAAGCUGCCAGACUAGCAACGCUUGGAGCUUUGAAUAUGGAAGCUGUGGAUGGACAAAUGUUCCGCAGUUCUUGUUUGCCGAAGCAGCUGGAGGCAGAGUGGCACUUUGGGGGAGUGAAAUACCAGUAUGGUGGCAACAAAGAAGGAGAAACAGGAUUCAAGCCUUGCUACUUGGAAGUGCUCAAGGUUGUCAAAGGGAAACUGCACCAACCAGAUGAGAUUCGUGGAAGUUCUUUCUAUGCUUUCUCCUAUUACUAUGAUCGAGCAGUUGACACCAACCUAAUUGAUUAUGAACAGGGAGGUGUUUUGGAAGUGAGAGAUUUUGAAAGGAAAGCCAAAGAAGUCUGUGAUAACAUGGAGAGGUACAACUCAGCCAGUCCGUUCCUCUGCAUGGAUCUCACUUACAUCACAGCUUUACUAAAGGAAGGCUUUGGAUUUAGGGACAACACACUCUUACAGUUAACAAAGAAAGUGAACAACAUAGAGACAAGCUGGACUUUGGGUGCUACCUUUCACCUACUGCAGUCUCUGGGGAUAACCUAUUGAGCUGUGACAUUCCUGUGGACUUCAGCAUUUCUGAAAGGCUGAGAAAGCAAA